GGAUGCUAUGAGUGUUCCCAGCGCCGCAUCCACUGCGAUAGAAAAGAGCCUGUCUGUGGGAAAUGUACUGCCAAGGGCAUCAGCUGUAGCGGUCUGGGGAUGCGAUUUCGGUUCCGUGAUGCAAGCAAAAGAAGAGGACCCCGAAAGCACAUCUUACCACCGUACGUCUGCGGGAAAGUCAGCGCACACCGAUGGAUGCUGACAAGACAGGAGAUCCUGUUCCCAAACGAGUGCAAGAACGCUCCGUCGUCUCCUGAUGAGGACCCUGCCCUAUUCUCGCCAUCGCCCCAGACCUCAGACAGCGAUCGAUCACCAGAACCCGCCGUCUCCUCCUUUGACUCCAUCUCAAUCAUCACGCCCCCAUUAGCCGAGCUUGAAGCAUGGAAGUCCUACCUCCUCACAUAUUUCUCCGAACAAAUCGCCCCGCAGAUGGUGGUCAUCGACGACCAGCACAACGGCUGGCGCGGCACCAUCCUUCCUAUCGCACACACCGACGAGCUGGUCCUCAACUCCGUCCUGUCCGUCGCCUCCCUCCACCUCCUGGGCACGGUCGGCAGCAGCCCCGGCUGUGCCGACCCCCGGAGGCUCUACACGCAAGUCAUCCGGGGGCUGCAGCGCCGCAGCGACCUGGGCGCCUGCGACAUGGCGACCAAGAAGUCCGUCAUCCUGACCAUCCUCAUCCUCCUGCUGGCCGUGAUGGUCACGGGUGGCUCGGACUUUCCGAUCUUGUUCCGCAUGCUGCAAUCAGCGAUCGAUGCGGUUGGGGGAGAUGGGGGGCUUGACGGGGGCGAGGUGUCUGCAUUUCUCCUGCGGGAGAUACGCAAAAUGCGCGUCAAUGCCAGCCCUCUCAUCAGCCUCGACUCGGGCAUCUGUGCGAUCCUGUCGCACGGGGCGCAGAGCUUCGACUGCCUCCGCUACUACCGCACCUUGCACCCGCGCCAUGCGCUGGCCCUGGACCGCAUCGCCGAGGUCCGGCAGCAGGCGUACGAUAUCUACCUCCAGCGCGCGCUGGCCCGGACGGGGAGCCUGCCGCGGGCGCUCUCGCAUCUGGUCGACCAAUUCAAGCAGUUGCUGGUGCUGUAUCCCGCGGUGGCGCAGAUGGACCACGUGCUGGUGUGGUCGGCGUUCAUCAUCGGCUUGGAGUGUCGGCGGACGGAGGACCAGCGCUUCUUCCGGAGGUUUCUGGAGCGGCAGUUUCGGCGCAAUGGGUUUGCCAACAUCAUCCGAGCGAUGGAGCUGCUGCAGCAGGUGUGGGAGGGGGGUGCCGAGCGGAAUUGGGCGGCGGAGCUGCCUCAAUUGCAGGUUUUUGUUACUUAGGCUUGCGGGCAUACUUGUAUAGUAGUUAUGGAGUGAAUCAAGCUCGGUCGGGUCAUAAGAGGGCUCUCUCCAAAGACACCCAAACAGGCAACUGU
Aspergillus uvarum CBS 121591 is the source of this 1412-nucleotide messenger RNA. RefSeq lists its product as uncharacterized. Gene Ontology annotation, biological process: positive regulation of transcription by RNA polymerase II. Bases 100 to 1317 code for a protein of 405 amino acids. Gene Ontology annotation, molecular function: DNA-binding transcription factor activity; transcription cis-regulatory region binding. Lineage: Eukaryota; Fungi; Ascomycota; Eurotiomycetes; Eurotiales; Aspergillaceae. The record is from RefSeq and is a predicted model, not a curated record. The transcript has 4 exons. Gene Ontology annotation, cellular component: nucleus.